GAGUGGCUGGGCCUGGGAGACUCCAUGCGGGGGCCAUGGACAGAGCAGCGCUCCUGGGACUGUCCCGCCUGUGCGCGCUGUGGGCAGCCCUGCUCACGCUGUUCCCCUGCGGAGCCCAAGGAAACUGGAUGUGGUUGGGCAUCGCCUCCUUUGGGGUUCCGGAGAAGCUGGGCUGCGCCAGCUUGCCGCUGAACAGCCGCCAGAAGGAGCUGUGCAAGAGGAAACCGUACCUGCUGCCGAGCAUCUGCGAGGGCGCCCGUCUGGGCAUUCAGGAGUGCAGGAGCCAGUUCAGAUACGAGAGAUGGAACUGCCUGGCGGCCGCCGCCGCCCCGCCUGACACCAGCCCUCUCUUUGGCUACGAACUGAGCAGCGGCACCAAGGAAACAGCAUUUAUUUAUGCUGUGAUGGCUGCAGGCCUGGUGCAUUCUGUGACCAGGUCAUGCAGUGCAGGCAACAUGACCGAGUGUUCCUGUGACACCACCUUGCAGAACGGCGGCUCAGCAAGUGAAGGCUGGCACUGGGGGGGCUGCUCUGAUGAUGUCCAGUAUGGCAUGUGGUUCAGCAGAAAGUUCCUAGAUUUCCCCAUCAGAAACACCACGGGAAAAGAAAGCAAAGUACUGUUAGCAAUGAACCUUCAUAACAAUGAAGCUGGAAGGCAGGCUGUCGCCAAGUUGAUGUCAUUAGACUGCCGGUGUCACGGAGUUUCUGGCUCCUGUGCUGUGAAAACAUGCUGGAAAACCAUGUCUUCUUUUGAAAAGAUUGGCCGUCUGUUGAAGGAUAAAUAUGAAAACAGUGUCCAAAUCUCAGACAAAAUAAAGAGGAAAAUGCACAGGAGAGAGAAAGAUCAGAGGAAAAUACCGAUCCACAAGGAUGAUCUGCUCUACAUUAAUAAGUCUCCCAAUUACUGUGUAGAGGAUAAGAAACUCGGGAUCCCAGGGACCCAAGGCAGAGAGUGCAACCGCACGUCAGAGGGCGCAGACGGCUGCAACCUCCUCUGCUGCGGCAGGGGCUACAACACCCACGUGGUCAGGCACGUGGAGCGAUGCGAGUGCAAGUUUAUCUGGUGCUGCUACGUCCGCUGCAGGAGGUGUGAAAGCAUGACUGAUGUCCACACUUGCAAGUAACCACUCUAGCCUUGGGCAAGAGUCCCCAGUGACAGACGUACAACGGGAGUGGGUCCCACUGUGCUGGGCUGGGGAGCCUGACACCUGCCUCCUCAGAAUUCCCAGAUCCUCGAGGCUCUCUCAGAAGUCCCUUUACCUGAUCGAUGUCAAUGUCACACACUAGGCAUGUAGAUUUCUUGGGAUUCUAAAACUGAAAAAGUUUGAGUUCAUAUGUUGGUGGUUUAGGGAACAGAUAUUGAGGGCAAGGAAGAUAAACUGUCUCGUAAGCAAGAAAGAACAGGAAAGAGCCUUCAUGCCGAGAGAACUGGUCCAUACUCAGGAUAAGAUCCUUGACUAUGGAACUCGGUUAUGGAACUCAAUAGUGGUGGGUGAAUAUUAGUCAUUUAAAAA
Globicephala melas (long-finned pilot whale) is the source of this 1514-nucleotide messenger RNA. RefSeq names its product Wnt family member 16 (gene WNT16). NCBI's taxonomy places the organism in Eukaryota, Metazoa, Chordata, Mammalia, Artiodactyla, Delphinidae. Gene Ontology annotation, biological process: neuron differentiation; cell fate commitment; canonical Wnt signaling pathway. The record is from RefSeq and is a predicted model, not a curated record. Gene Ontology annotation, cellular component: extracellular region. Gene Ontology annotation, molecular function: frizzled binding; cytokine activity.